Seminavis robusta is the source of this 1182-nucleotide messenger RNA. Lineage: Eukaryota; Bacillariophyta; Bacillariophyceae; Naviculales; Naviculaceae. The record is from the annotation of a GenBank genome assembly.
AUGCAACAGUUUUUGUCAUUGGGACUGAUGAUAGUACCCACCCUGGUUUUGGGAGAAUCUUCAGCUCUUCAUCAGAGACAGCUGAUUGUGAAUGGGCAUGUGGCUCCUUUUGGUCGCUACCCGUACUUUAGCACUCUGGAACAUUACUGUGGAGGCAGUCUCAUUGCCCCUGAUGUCAUUUUGACGGCAGGCCAUUGCAUGCCCAAACACAAGUACGACGUGCAGCCACAUGUGGGUCGCUACACCUUCCAUCAUCACAAUAAUGAUACUUCCAUGGUUGUGGACAUUCGUGCCAUGGACCGUCAUGAGAACUGGGAAGCUGUGGGAGAAGAUGAAAUGCGAUGGGAUUAUUCGCUCCUGUAUUUGAAGGAAUCCAUACUGGAUGUUCCCUACCUGCAGCUCAAUCGCAAUCCCAAUCUGCCCUGGCCAAAGCAACCACUCGUCGCCAUGGGCGUGGGAUGGACUGAUCCCAGUGAUUGGAACCAGGAUCACAAGGCCAAUACGCUUCGAGAGGUGGAAUUGAACUAUCUGCCCAAUGAGCAGUGCCAGUGGGCCAAUAACAGCCACAGUGUGGAGGAGGAUGAUGAUGACAAUGACGACGAAGUGACUAGCUAUCAGGGGCGUCUCCAUCGCGAUCACUUGUGCACCACUGGUGGACCCAACAAUGAAAGAGAUGCAUGUGCUUAUGACAGUGGAAGUCCCAUUAUCAUCCAGGGUGAUUCGCCGGAACAAGAUGUGCUAGUGGCGUUGGUGUCUUGGGGAGAAGGAUGUGCUGAUCCGGACUUUCCCGCUGUCAAUGCACGCAUCACUGCCGCUCUGAACUUUAUUGACCAAUCGGUCUGUCAACAUUCCGCCAAUCCUCCGCCCGAGUUUGGAUGCAACAACAGCAGCAGCAGCACUGAGGAACCCACUCCACUAACCCCACCAACACAACACGGACAUAGUCUGGGCAGAGCUGUGAUUGUUUUGUUCCUGGCAGCAGCAUUGUAUUGGCUUGGCCAAAGGAUCAGAUCCAAGUGCCAAGACUCCAACAGCGUUUCUUGGAGACCCGCAAACAAAGACCAUACGGAUCCAGAAUAUACAGGAGAAACGGAAUAUCUCUAUCAUUCGUCACCUACAUCGUCCUCUGGAUCCAAGGAGAGUCGGUCCUCCUAUAAUGCCAUUGAGUUCUUGACAGUAUAA